AUGCUCCUGCGGGCUCUCCAGCGCUCCCUGCGGCCCCUCGCCGCCCUGCCCACAACCCCCGCCCUCGCCCCCACCACCACUACCACCACCCGCACCCUCCUCCGGGGCCUCACCACCACCCCCCACCUCCACAACCUCUCCCAAACCCCCCUCACCCCCACCCCCACCCCACCAAUCCCGCAGCAAACCGGCACCCUCAACAUCACCGCCGCCGCCGCCACCACCCCACACCCCACCCUCGCCCUCCUCACGGCCCUCAAGGCCCAGCCGUCACAAUACAUCACCAUCCACAUCCACAAGUUCCCCUUCCUCGUGACCGUAGGGGACCUCGUGCGGCUGCCGUUCCGCCUCAAGGACGCGGCGGUGGGGGAUUCGCUGCGCAUUACCCACGCGAGCGUGCUGGGGUCGCGCGACUACACGCUGAAGGGGUCGCCGUACAUUGAUCCGGCGCUGUUUGAGUGCCGCGCGAGGGUGGUCGAGGAGACGAGCGAGCCCAUGAGGGUCAAGGAGAAGACGAAGAGAAGGAAUCGCAGGAUCAAGAAGGUGAAGAGUAAGCAUCGGUAUACGGUGCUGAGGAUUAGUGAGUUGGUCGUGAAGAACGCGCCGGUGGUGGCUGCGGCGGCUGCGGCGGCGGCGGCGGGGGGGGAGGUGUAG
This is a messenger RNA of Morchella sextelata, 654 nucleotides long. RefSeq lists its product as uncharacterized. Gene Ontology annotation, molecular function: structural constituent of ribosome. The transcript has a single exon. NCBI's taxonomy places the organism in Eukaryota, Fungi, Ascomycota, Pezizomycetes, Pezizales, Morchellaceae. Bases 1 to 654 code for a protein of 217 amino acids. The record is from RefSeq and is a predicted model, not a curated record. Gene Ontology annotation, cellular component: ribosome; mitochondrial large ribosomal subunit.